Molecule: messenger RNA, 1809 nt
Organism: Salvia splendens (bonfire salvia)
Lineage: Eukaryota; Viridiplantae; Streptophyta; Magnoliopsida; Lamiales; Lamiaceae
Exons: 2
Coding region: 242-1675 (477 amino acids)
Molecular function (GO): nucleic acid binding
Source: RefSeq, a predicted model, not a curated record
CAACACAAAUUUGAAGAGGGAAUUCAUUCCAUUUUCAUUUACUCAAACCUCCAAAUUAAGGAGGGAAAAAUAAUUUACAAUCCCAUGGAGGGAAAAAUCCAAAAUCAAAAUAAAGGUAAUCUACCUCUAUAAAUACAUUCACUCCACAUUUACACCAACAAUUGCCAAUUCCACUUACCUACACACCAACCAAAAGGUAUUUAUAUGUAAAUUCCCCUCAGAGCAAUUUCAUCAUAGGGGAAUGGAAAUGGAUCAAGAUAUGGAGCAACAGAUGGAGCAACAGAUGGAGCAGGAGAAUAUUCAGGAUGCAGAACUGGAGCCAGGGCCGAGACAAGGCCUGAAGUUGAGCAGCCAAAUGAAGAACCAUAUUGUACAGUUCCUACAACAGCAAUGCCAAGCUGGAGCACUGCCCCAUGGUUCAUUUCAAGAGGCAGCCAAUAGAUUCAAAGUGCACAGAAUUACAGUGAGCCGAUUAUGGGGGAUAGCCAAACAGCAAAUGUCAGAUGGGCAGCCUGUUAUCAUGAGGGGCAGAGCAUCAGGAUAUAAAAAGAAAACAGGUACAGUACAUUUUGAUGAUGAAAAGUUCAAACAAUUGUCUUUUCUUGAGAGAUCUUGCUAUAGAAAGCUUGCAUGUAAAAUGGGUGUUAGCAAGACAACAGUUGGUAGAUGGGCAAAGAGUCACCUGAUAAGGCCACAUACAAAUGCCAUAAAACCAGCACUCACUGAAGCAAACAAAAUCAGUAGAAUGAGAUGGUGUCUUACUCAUAUUCAGCCAGCUUUGGAUGAAGGAAAGCUUCUUUAUCAUGCUAUGCACAAUACAGUUCAUAUUGAUGAGAAAUGGUUUUACAUGACAAAAGCUUCAGACAGAUACUACCUGUUGCCGGAUGAGGAUGAGCCUUACAGGUCUUGCAAGUCAAAAAGAUUUAUCACAAAGGUGAUGUUCAUGUGUGCUGUAAGUAGGCCACAGUUUGGCACAGAUGGUCAGACCAUCUUUGAUGGUAAAAUAGGCAUAUUCCCAUUCACAGAACAAGUUCCAGCCAAAAGGAAGUCCAAGAAUAGGCCAAGAGGGACAUUAGAGACUAAACCUAUACCAUCAGUUAACAAGGAAGCAAUGAGAGAAUGUCUCUUGAAUCAGAUUAUUCCAGCAAUCAAGGCAAAGUGGCCAGCCAAUGCAAGCAAGGAUAUCUAUAUCCAACAAGAUAAUGCCAAACCUCACCUAAGAUCUUUUGACUCACAAUUUGAUGAGCUUGCAAGUUCAGAUGGAUUUAAGUUCCAUCUAAUCAGCCAACCAGCUAACUCCCCAGACACCAAUGUAUUGGACCUAGGCUUUUUUAGGGCCAUUCAAUCACUACAAGAUGAUAAAGUAGCAACCAACAUAGAUGAAUUACUGGGUAAUGUCUGGAGUUCUUUUGAGGAACUCACACCACAAACUCUGAACAAUGUUUUUUUAACAUUGCAAAGCUGCCUCAGUAAGAUCCUUGAAGUGCAUGGAGGCAACAACUACAAAAUACCCCACUUGAACAAGGAAAGGCUGAGAAGAACAGUGGGGCUUCCUACAUCCCUAGAAGUUGGGGAGAAUUUGGUCAAAGAGAGCUUGGAGUAUCUGCUACUACCUCAGAAUGAUGUGGGUGCCUCAUAUGACAUAGGGCAUUUAAUGAAUGUUUUACAGCUCUAAAUAAUCUACUUGGAUGUUAGGGUUUACAGUAUAAGCAUCAAAGUAGUUUGGUGUUUAGGAUGUAAACUUGUUUUUUUGGUUAUAGCCUACAUUUUGGGUUAGGUUUAAUAGGCUGAUUUCUGUGGAAUGGUAAC